CGGGACUGCCAGGACUUCCGGGACUACUAGGGCUACCAAAUCCCUUAUCAGCAGUCUCAUUUACUGGUGUUUUGUCUGAUUUCGACGUCUCUGAUUCAAGGAUUGUUGGUUUGUCAUCUGACGAAUCUGCGUUUAUAGCUUUAGAAUUGAUAACUAGAGUAGCAGGCUCCAAUAUGUCGGUUUCAUUCGGCUCUUUCUCUUCGAGUGAAUCGCUAGUUUUCUCACUCUGUUCGAGUGGAUCGCUUUCUGAUGUUUGCUGGACGAUUUCUGGAUUGUCCAGCCCAUCAUCGUCAGGUGUGGGGGUUUCAAUAACGCUAUCUUCCGCCAGGGUUGGGUCAUUUGCGGGAGUUUCUGAUGGGACCGGUAACAGGUCACCUUCCUUAUCAGAAACGGAAGUAUCUGGGAGUUUCACAACAGAGUCAUCCUCCUCAGCUGCCUGGGCAUUUUUGUUGGGGCCAUCAUCUUCGGCUGCUUCUGUGAUAGUUGAAACAAUAGCCCCUACUGAAGGGGAGGCCUUGUGCCGUCUGGUUGUUGCCGCAACAUUUAAUGCCUGCUCUGACUGUUCCCCGGGAACUGGCUUUUCUGCCUGUGUUUCUGACUCUUUCCGCAUAAUGGUCAUCCGUCUACUGGAGUCACGUUCAGGAGCCACGUUGUUCGGUGGCUGGAGCCCUUCUGCUUCUCUUGGGACCGUAUAAUUAUCCUCCGGUAUCAGAUUAUAAAUAUCACAGACCGUCUUAAAGAAAAUGUAUAGUCCAUCGUGGCCUUCAACCUGCCAAAAUACCUCGCGAUGCUGGAACCACGCAUGUGCAAAGAUCCGAUAAACGCGGCGAAAAAUGUUGGUAAGAUGCUUCAUGCUCGUCUGGGGCCCUCCAGAUGACUCCGAGCCAAGAGUCAAUCUGCUUGGGAAGUAUUUUGGUGAUGUCAGGAUAUUCGCCGCCCAGUCAAGGGUGUGACAGCAGUAAUCGAUGGCGCAACAUGAUUUAGGCGGAUCAUGGACGGCACAUAAGUAUUGCCAUUCGGAGGCACGCAUUUCGGGACAUGUUUGAGCAGAGCACGGCGGGUCUUCCGCAAAAAAGGCAACAAUCAGGUUAUUAGCCUUCAUGGUGAGAAAUCGACAAAGCUCAUAUAGCCAUAGCGAUCUUUCUACUCCUUCUGGAGGCUCCGCAAGAAACCGCGCAAUGUCACGAGUUAUGGGAUUUAGAGUCGAGGAGUCGCUAGGUCUGGUAUAGUGCUGAUACAAGGCUUUGAGGUGCUCUUGUAAUUGGAAUGGAGAAUCGAGCUGAAUCGCGACAAUUGGUUAGCGCCCAGCCACUCAAGGGAGGUUGAGGGAUUGACCAACUUGGGAGAGAGGAACCAGAGGAGGACCUGAGGCCAUGUCUGCAGAUUUGGUCCCCGGACGUAUUCUCCGCAUCGACGCAUCGUCAGGCUCAUGCGGUAGCCCCAGGAGCUCUUCGCUGGUAGCUCCAAACCCUUCGCCAACCGUAGGGGAUUGAGGCCCAAUCUGCACCUCUGUGAACGGCGGGGGACUAGGCAAUCGAGGCGAGCUCGAGGGAGAAGCACCAGCAGUCGUCAUUGCAGGCUGGCGCAGACGGGGAGGAUACGUCGUGGUAGGGCUGGUAGGGAACAGCGGGAAGAGAGCCUGGAGGUCGUCGCCGUCGUCGUCUUCGUCGUCGUCUUCGCUGCCCGACGCCCGCUGGUGAAGCUCUGACGUUGGCUCGAACAAGCACCAAUCCAAGGCCAUGGCGGAGGCUAGUUCUGCCGCCCCGACAAGCCCUAAGCCCUAAACCCUGCCGAAUAUAGCUGCUGGGGUAGAGUCGUGGAGAUAAGUUAUUUAUUAACUAACUCCUGGGCGAGUCGAUAGGAUACCAGAGCAAAGAUUGUCCAGCUUCCUCCUCCGGAUACUGUUGUUUUGGUUGCAAUCGAAACUUCUUUUGUUUGGGUAAAUAGAAGAUGAACUUUAGAGACGGCGAUGAGGAAGGCCCGCCUGAACUGGUUGAUGUCGACGCCCUCGAGGAAGAGACGGCGGCAAAGUCACCUACUGAGCGGAAGUUCAAGAAAGUCCCUAUCACAAUAGUAACAGGCUAUUUGGGCGCGGGCAAGACGACACUACUUAACUAUAUCCUAGGAGAGGAGCAUGGGAAGAAAAUAGCGGUGAUUUUAAACGAAUUUGGUGAUUCCAUUGAUAUCGAGAAAUCCCUAACGGUCAACAAAGAUGGCCAACAAGUUGAAGAAUGGCUCGAACUGGCGAACGGCUGCAUAUGUUGUUCCGUUAGAGACACGGGAGUAGUCGCCAUUGAAUCGCUCAUGGAGCGCCAAGGCACAUUUGACUACAUUUUGCUGGAGACAACCGGCCUUGCCGAUCCAGGUAACAUUGCACCGUUGUUCUGGGUUGACGAUGGCCUAGGCAGUACUAUCUACCUGGAUGGGAUCGUCACCUUAGUCGAUGGGAAGAACAUCCUCCGGCUUCUUGACGAGCCAGCGCCGGCGGAGGUCCAGGGAACGCACCACGGCGCGGUUCUUACCACAGCUCAUCUCCAGAUAUCACAUGCUGACGUGAUCAUACUGAACAAGAGUGACCUGCUUACUGCCGCUGAGCUUGACAAGGUUAAGGAGCGGGUAAUCUCCAUUAACGGCCUGGCUAAAAUUAUUGUGACGGAUCAUAGCAAAGUCCCCAAUCUCGAAGGCACAGUGCUUGAACUCCAUGCUUAUGACAAUGUGACCGAUGUCGAUUUCAGCGAGAAGGGCCAUAGUCAUCUGGAUCCUUCAAUAUCAACCCUCUCCUUCACCAUUGACAAGAUAACGCCAGAAUGCGUGCCCAAAGUGGACGCAUGGCUGCGCUCGUUACUGUGGGAGCGUCAACUUCCACCGACAAAUCAGGGCCAGCAGAAGAUUGAAGAUUUUGAAAUCCAUCGAUUAAAGGGGUUGCUCUGCCUGACAGAUGGCAGUACGCAGGUCAUCCAGGGAGUACAGGAAGUAUUUGAUAUUACAGAGACUGAUAGCAGGCACCCAUCGGCUUCGGGGAACCACUGCAAAAUGGUCUUGAUUGGGCGAGGGUUAGGCAUGGAUAGCAGCCCCUGGCGAGAGAGCUUACAAGCUUCUCUCGGACGUGCCAGUUAAUUUUUUAGGAAUUCUUUUUUGUCAUUUAUCUAAACAGAAAUGAAACUACCUAUCGACAUAAAUGAACAAUAUGGAGGAUAUUUUAGCCGUGGCCGUGCGGUGGUAUAUGGCGAUGGGAGGGAGCCGCCCAACUAGGACAGGAGCUGACAUGCGAAACCUCACGGAAAUAUUUGACAAUAAUUUUCAAAACGCAAGAUACUGACCGCACGGGAAUGAAAAUUGAGAUAUACUAAUACGACUAGUCCCAAGGCGGGCUCAGCCUUUUUGAGCAUAUAAUCCUUUAGCAUAUCAUCUCGGGUAGUAAAAGUUGCUAACUCGCUGGUGUUCCUGCGCCUUAUCGAUAACCGAAGCCAAAUGUCGGUACCAAGAUCUCAUUUGCGGACAAAGUGACUACUAAACCAAAACCUAGAGCACAAAGACACCAUGAUUUCUAAACACUGGGGUAUAGACGCAUAGGUGGGUUGAUUCCGAGGUGAGAUAUCGGUAAGGACAAGAAUACUGCAGUUUAGGCUAGGUUGAAUAAUACUUUGGGAGGCAGUAUAAACUUAUGCUCUAGAUGUAAACCGAGCCCCAAACAACGGCGAGUUUUGCAAGUCGCCUUCUGACAUUUCAGCAUCCAUAUCAAUAGUCCGAUCCCCAUCUCCAUCCAUAUCACGAUCAUCCAGCGGUAAUAUGUGUACCGCUGGAGAAUUCACGGGGCUCAUGGCCACCCUAGGCCUGCUCUUAAACACGCUGGCAUAAUCCGCAUCCUGACUAAACAGUUCUUCCUUGGGGGUUAACGUUCCAGAGCUUCCUGGCAUGAGGCUCCGCGAAUCGCGCUUUUUGGGAGUUUCAAACUGGUUUGUAGGAAAUACUUGCGAUUUUCGAGGCUUCGCUGCUAGAGACUGUCGGGGUCGUGCGCUAGGUGUGGGGAGGAACGACAUUGAAUGUCUUGUACGUUCAAUAAGAUUGCUUGAAACAGAGCACGUAGAAUUUACAGAGAUUAAUUGUGGGGAUUCGGCGUCCUCGUUUACGGGACUAGGGUUCGAAUCGUAUUCGAUGGUGAUUGAUGGAGUAGCAACGCCAGAAAAGUAUUCGUAAUGCGGAGUUCCUGAACCGCUUACCUCUCCGCUUUCUAGCCUAGGGGAGCCUCUGCUGCUCCCCUGGGUUGGAAGAGAGGAAAUGAUGGAAGCAUUAUCCAUAUAGUUGGAAUUGGGAGUUGGUUGGUCGGCGAGAAGACUUAACGCUGCUUGGUCCAGUGAAUAAUUACGAUUUGAAUGAAUAUUGGAUAGUCUCCGAUUUCUUGGAUCCCCUGAAUCUGGCCGCUCUUUCUUCUGAGAGAUAUUGACAUUGUGCUUGAGAAGUGCAGCAUCAAGAUCUGAAACCAAUGAGGAGUACUUCGUGUCAUUUAGCGACGGUGGAGUCGAUUUUCGAUCUGACUGAGCAAGUGAAGCGAUCGUUAACGGCUGGUGGUUCCGAAAUGCCAAAAUCUUGGAAGAGCUCCGAUGUUUGGAUGGUGGUGAUGCACGUCUUUCUUCAACGAGAGUCUGUUUAAACUUCCGCCACUUUUCAACCCUGGCUUUCUGCUCUGCGAGUCGAUUAUCCAAAUCAGCCAAUAGAUCAGAAGAAGACCUGUUUUCCAUGUCAUCCAACCGUCCAUUCUUAAUCAGUGACAACGCCCGUGAAAAUGAUGAUUCAAGAACGCGAUCAGUGAACACUUGCAUUCCACCAUUGAGAAUUAUGUCGGCCCAUUUUUCAUUUCCGUACCAUAGGUUCAUUAUCUCAUGGGUAAGUUCGGCUUCAUUUGCAGUCGGUUUGUUCGCAGCUUCUUUUGAUCGGACAGCAAGCUCUUUCGUCUUAUUUUCAAGCAGAAUUUUCAGAUGGUCAUAAGCUUCUCGUACAUGGCAUUUAUCAUUAAUCAUGGUCGUAAGUGCGGCACGAUGCGCUAUAACCAGCGGAACCAGCAUCUCUUGUUCUGGGGAGGAAGUGCAUCCAUUGAUUGUCAUCUCAAGAACUGGAUUUUUGUGUUCACCCUUGCGCGCCAAUAUCACCUCCCGUAACACAGCCAAAGAAAAGGUGGCCAGUGCCUCCUCGAACUUCUCCCCUUUGCACUCAUCUAGCAUCGUCUUGCGGAGGAUCGCUUCUCUUCCGAGAACGCCAUUCUUUUUGAGAUCGGAUAGGGCACGAAAAAGCGCAGCCCGAAGGUUAACAGAUUGUAAGGGCUCCAGUGGAGGGAAAAAGGGGCGCAAUCUCUAAUAGCAUAGGAAAAAAAAAAGAACAAAGGUUUAGAAUCCUUUUCAAAUACAAUAGUAGAAUGGUACUGGGCCUAUCUAACGGAGGCUUACAUUCUGGGUCCCUUCUGGGUCCCAUAUCGUAAACAGUUG
This is a messenger RNA of Blastomyces gilchristii SLH14081, 5480 nucleotides long. Its product is annotated as CobW domain-containing protein. Bases 1951 to 3117 code for a protein of 388 amino acids. Gene Ontology annotation, cellular component: cytoplasm. Lineage: Eukaryota; Fungi; Ascomycota; Eurotiomycetes; Onygenales; Ajellomycetaceae. The record is from RefSeq and is a predicted model, not a curated record. The transcript has 6 exons.